AUGAAAUUUAUAACAUUUCCAAUUUUAUUUUUAAUUUUUUUAAACCUUUUAAAUUAUAUUCAAUCACAAUCAAUUCAAAAUAAUAAUUUUUUAAAUAUAUUAGAAAAUGAUACAGCAACAAGUUUACUUAAAAAUGUUUAUAAUAUAACAAUUGAUAAAAGUAUAGAUAUUUGCAAGUUUAGGGGAUUUUUUAAAUGUGGUCAAUAUGAUCCUUAUCAACCAAAAAUAUAUUCAAUAAAUUAUAUAAAUUUACCUCAACAUAGAAUAGGUGUUAACCAUAUAAUUGAAGAGGAUUUAACAGUUUUUACACAUCUUUCAAUUUUAAAAGUAUCAGGUGGAAUUCAAUUAUCAACUUCAUUUUUUGAUAAUAUUACUAAAUUAAAUUAUUUAACUGAUAUAAAUAUAAAUAAUCAAAGUCAACCAAUUUCAAAUAAUACAAAAUUACCAGAAUCAUUAAAUAAAGUAUUUUUUAAUUAUUUAUCAGUUAAAUUAGGAAAUGGUUGGUUUGAGUCAAAUAUAACUGAAUUAACAAUAGUUAGACCUCAAAUUGGAUAUGGGUUACCAAAUAAAUUAAAUAAAUACAAUGAUAGAUUAUUGAAAUUAAAUUUAGCUUUAACUCAUUAUUAUCCAAGUUUACCAUUAAGAAUGGGUCAAUAUUUAUUAAAUCUAACAUAUUUAGAAUUUGCUAUUUUCAAUGACAUUUCUUUAAAUCAAGAUUAUAAGAAUUUUACUAUUCCAACUUUUACAAACCCAUUUAAAAAACUUGAUAAAUUUGUUGUUAUUUUUUAUAACAGUAGAGAAAAAUAUCAAAUAUUUAAUAUAGUAUCGUCAUUUUUAAAUUUAUCAACAUCUUUAACAAAUUUUCAAACAUUUGGUUUGGGUUUUGAAAUUUCACCAAAUAUUAGUUUACUUGAUUUUUCUUAUUUAAAUCCAGGUUUUAAUUUUAAUAUCGAAACUUGUAGUUUAAUUGAAAAAUGUAAAAAUAAUUGCUUUAAAUUACCAGAAAGUUCAUCAUUAAGAACAUUUGGAUGUUCAUAUAAUAUUAGUUUAAUUAAUUUUAAUAAUAUUUCAAGUAUAGAGGUGCAAUAUAAUAAUUUUCUUCAAAAAUUACCAACCAAUUUCAAUGAAACAAAAUUAAAAAAUUUAAUAAUUCAAGAUUCAACAAUUUUUGGAUCAAUUCCAAAAAGUUAUUGUUCAAUUAGUUCAAUUAAAAUUAAUUAUUUAAAAAUAGAUGGAGAAAUACCAUCAUGUUUUCAAUGUUUGGGUGGUGAAAAAGGUGGUGAGAUGAUAUUACCAAAUCAAUUUUUAGAUUUUGGUUACUAUGUAGAUCCAGUCUGUAAAAACUUUAAAGUAUUUGAAACCUUUGAUAAAGUAUUUUUAGUUGAUACAAAUGGUACUAAUAUUUAUAUAACUGGUGUCGAUUUGGGAUGGGAUAUUAAAAGUAUCAGUAAUAAUGAUAAUAAUAAUUAUAAUAGUAAUAAUAAUAAUAACAACAAUAAUAAUGUCUAUUUUAUAAUACCAAAUAGUAAAUUUGUAAUUGAAAUUCCAAUUGGAGUUGGAGUUAAUCAUUCAACUACUUUUACAUUUGAAAAUACAAAAAUUUCAAAAACUCUUUAUUAUAAUUAUAAACCACCAAUAAUUUCACAUUAUUCUUGUUUUACUGAUGAAUAUGGUAUUGAAAAAUUGGUUCUAUAUGGUAGUGGUUUCGAUUUUACUGGUAAUGGUAAUAUACUUUUAGUUAAUAAUAAUUUUCCAUUCAUUACUUACACUGACAUUGAAAGUGGUACUAUAUCAUCCCCAUAUUUUGAUUUUAUUCAUCAACAACUAGUCGAGGGCCAAAGUUAUAAUUUUACAAUAUCAGUUGGUGGUCAAAAAUCAAAUAUGACUACUUUUUAUUAUUUUAAAUCAAUUACUAUUAAUAACGAAAACAAUAAUGCAACUAUAAAAUUAAAUAACACUGGUGGAUUCAUUCAAUUGAAUGGUACAUUCUCAACAUUUGAUCGUAAUUUAGUAUCAGUUAAAAUUAAUGGUAUUCCAUUGAGAGUAGUAGAUGUUACAAAUUCAACAUUACUUUUAAUUUAUCCACCAAUAACUCUAAUCAAUAGUAAUUAUAAUAAAACUGCAAAUUAUAGUGGUUUAAAUUUAAUUUUAAAUGUUGGUGGACAUCAAUAUAAAACUAUUAUUGAUUUUAUUUAUAAUCCUGAUGCAUCAAAUGAAACAGAUAAAAUAUUCCCAAUUCCAAGACCACCACAUAUAAUAACACCAAAUCCAACCACACCAAAUAAUACAAGCAAUGAACCAAUUCCAAAUCCAACGGAACCAAAUAAUACAAGUAGUGAACCAAUUCCAAUACCAAUACCAAAUAAUAUAACAACAGGAGGAAAUAAUAAUACAACCACUGGUUUUGAUACAAUUACAGAGGGUGGGGGUUUCACGACAACAGUGGAUAAGGUAAUAUCCAGUAGUCAAACUAUAACAGGUAAUGGGAUAACUACAAGUACCAACAUCAAUGGUGAAAUAGUUAGUGGAGCAACAACUAAUGGAAUAACACAAAAUAGACCUACAGGAUUUGAGAUUUCAACAUUUUUAUUAACAACCAUCUCAUUCGAUAAUAGUGUAAAUAAUCACAAAAAAAAUAAAUAA
Molecule: messenger RNA, 2643 nt
Organism: Dictyostelium discoideum AX4
Lineage: Eukaryota; Evosea; Eumycetozoa; Dictyosteliales; Dictyosteliaceae
Exons: 4
Coding region: 1-2643 (880 amino acids)
Source: RefSeq, a predicted model, not a curated record